UUUUUAACUAAUUUAAAUUUGUAGGUUUGAAUUGUAAAAAUUUUGGUUACGUAAAACACCAGAAAUGGCUUCAGUUAAUAAAUUCGCUUUAAUCGCCCGUAAUUUAAGUACAACAUCAUCGGCUUCCCAAAUGGUAAAACCACCAGUUCAGGUAUUUGGAACUGAAGGCCGUUAUGCUACUGCAUUAUAUUCAGCUGCCACAAAAAUGAAGCAAUUAGAUCAAGUUGAAAAAGAUCUAAAAUCUUUACAAGCAACAAUGAAAAGUGAUGCAAAAUUACGUGAUAUGAUUGUUAGCCCAAUUAUUAAUCGUAAAGUAAUGGCAAAUGCCUUAAAGGAUACAACAAAACAACUGAGAAUGUCAGAAGCUACAAGCAAUUUAUUGCAAACUAUGGCCGAUAAUGGCAGAUUGAAAAGAUUAGAUGGUAUUAUCAAUUCAUUUAAUACUAUUAUGGCAGCCCAUAGAGGUGAAGUUGUAUGUGAAGUUGUUACAGCUAAACCUCUUGAUGAUUCCCAAAGAAAGCAACUUGAAGGUGCAUUAAAAAAAUUCUUGAAGGGAAAUCAAUCUCUUCAAUUGUCAGCAAGAGUUGAUCCUUCACUUAUUGGUGGUAUGGUUGUCUCAAUUGGAGAUAAAUAUAUUGAUAUGAGUAUCGCCAGCAAAGUCAAACUGUACACAGAUUUAAUUUCUCAAACAGCUUAAGAUGAAAGUAAAUACAUAUUGUUAUUUUUAAUCUAUAUAUAAAGAAAAUGUUCUGUGUUUAGAAACUUGUAAUUCAAAGCAGAGAAAAAUUAUUAAACGAAAUUACGAACUAAAAUUUCAAA
Messenger RNA from Condylostylus longicornis, 819 nucleotides. RefSeq names its product ATP synthase subunit O, mitochondrial (gene ATPsynO). Gene Ontology annotation, biological process: proton motive force-driven mitochondrial ATP synthesis. Gene Ontology annotation, molecular function: proton-transporting ATP synthase activity, rotational mechanism. The transcript has a single exon. The record is from RefSeq and is a predicted model, not a curated record. Bases 65 to 697 code for a protein of 210 amino acids. NCBI's taxonomy places the organism in Eukaryota, Metazoa, Arthropoda, Insecta, Diptera, Dolichopodidae.